AUGCGCCAGCUCUCUGAUGAAUCAAAGGCAUUCUACAUAGCCGUUUACGAAGAAGUCCAGAAGAUUCCUGCGGGUAAAGUAACGUCCUAUGGCCACAUCGCAAAACUCAUAUAUCGGCCCCAAAAUUCCAGACAAGUGGGCCAAUGUCUGAAAUAUUUGCCUCGCGAAGCGAUCGAAGGCAACGAAUUAUCACAAGAGUUCAAUGUGUCGAACGUGCCUUGGUGGAGAGUGAUAUCCUCCAGCGGAAUUAUAUCUCCUAGAGACCGCACCGAUGGCGUCAGACUACAGAAACAAAAACUGGAAGAGGAAGCAAUAGUUGUUACCGAUCAAAACCGAGUUUCUCUUAGCGAAUACGGCUGGUUCCCCGCUACAGACUUUGACGAAAGUGACGAUGAUUAG
Messenger RNA from Kuraishia capsulata CBS 1993, 399 nucleotides. RefSeq lists its product as uncharacterized. Gene Ontology annotation, molecular function: catalytic activity. Gene Ontology annotation, biological process: DNA repair. The coding region runs from base 1 to 399 and encodes 132 amino acids. The record is from RefSeq and is a predicted model, not a curated record. NCBI's taxonomy places the organism in Eukaryota, Fungi, Ascomycota, Pichiomycetes, Pichiales, Pichiaceae. The transcript has 2 exons.